Messenger RNA from Chara braunii, 3801 nucleotides. NCBI's taxonomy places the organism in Eukaryota, Viridiplantae, Streptophyta, Charophyceae, Charales, Characeae. The record is from the annotation of a GenBank genome assembly.
UCCGGGGAUGAAAACCCUACCCCGACAUGGGCCACGGGGAUCCCCGUGUGACAACCCUGGCGUUCACCACUUCUUCCAUGGGAGGUGAAGCCAAACAAUGGGUGUUGGCCGAGGCUAACGCCGCGGGGUUUGACGACAUCGCUGAGUGGGCCAAGACAUUGACGCUGAAACAAUUAUUGGCCAAGAUCAAGGACCGCUUUCUCGAUAAGACGACCGUUGAUAAGGCAUUUGACCAAUUAACGUCGAUUGGUCAAAAGCAUUGGACGUCGGUCGAUGCGUUGUCCUGCGAAGUCGAUCGAUUGUUGCAGGUUCCAGGAUUGAACUUGCAAGACAACCAAGUGUUGUAUAUCUACUCUCGCGCGUUGCAUGAACCCAUCCAGGGACACCUGGUUGCCGAAUCGAAGUCAGAUGUGAAAAUUGCACGAUCACGAGUAGAUGCGUUGUUGGACCCCGGAUCGACGAGGUUUUACAUCUCCGAGAAAGCAAUUCGCAAGUUGCAUAUCGAAAUGAAGGAUGGAGUUGUGGUCCUCUCCGAGAUACUCGAGGAUUGUAUCGAUGAGGGUCUCGCCCGUCGCCAACAUAUGUUGGAGCCGGCGCACGCCGCGACGCAUAUCCUUAACCCUCGGAGGUGUUCUCCUCGAUACUACGACGCGAGGGUGAGGAGUGCGGAGUACUUGGAGGUCGUGCAGGAGUGCGACAACUUCUUCCUUGCCCAGACGGGGGGUGAUCGGGUAGACGCUCUCUACUUGCGGGUGCGUGAGCAGAUGGGACUGUUUCACUCACGUAUGGGUCAUUUGACGAUCGACUCUGCGAUGAGGGACGCGGAGGCGCAGGCAUGCGUUGGGGAUGACGAGACACCGAGAUGUGCAUCUUGGUGGCAGGAUCACGGAGGCGCAUACCCCGACCUCCAGGAGAUUGCAGCGCCUCUGCUGCGCAUGUGGACGUCCGCCUCUCCUGCUGAAACAUGCAGUGUCCAUAAUACGUGGUUAGGAGGGGAUCAAUCAAUCAAUCAAUGGGGGGGGGAGAGCGGCGGAGGAGCGAAGGUUGGGGGAGUGGCCUCCGCUUGUCCUCCCACCUCCGCUCCUCCCCCCCCGAUGGAUGGAUGGAUGGAUGGAUGGAUGGAUGGAUGGAUGGAUGGAUGGAUGGAUGGAUGGAUAAAUGGAUGGAUGGAUGGAUGGGUGGAUGGAUGGGAUAUUCCUUCAGUCUUGCGGACGAGGGACUUCAUGGUGGGUGGGGAGGGCACGUCCGGUAGCGGCAUUGGCAGACGCCAGCACGUUCGAUUGGGGGACAUGGCCGACUACUAUCCUGACGACAACCACAUCGAGGAGACACAGGCAAAGCGUGACGCGCGCAUUGACGUGGAGGAGGAGAGGCGUUUGUCUCGGAUGCAAUGGGCAGGGAAACCGACUUAUCUAGCGGAGGUGGAGCGCAUGAGACGGCUAGAGACCAUUGGUGCAGGUGGCGAUCAAAAGAGCGUGGAGGCUGUGCUUGGACAGGAUGCUGCCUUGCAACCUUCGGGAGGUUCAGGCACGAUGGACUCGGAGUCGCAGGUUGUGCGCGACAUUGAACUGCGACUUAUGGCACUCGGAGGUGCGGAGGUGGAGCAGGUAUUCAGUCAUGAGGGCCAUGGUGUUGACGGUCGAGCUGAGGGUUUGGAGGCGGAUGCUGCAGACACAGAGGAGCCACACAGGGUGCCCAUUUACAUUAAGCCCGUCUCGGAUGAGGUUUCUAUUGGAGACAUGACACGAGGCGACAAGGAGGAGUCGGGAGGGCACGAAGUGGAGGGCGAGGCGCGAGCAGAUCGUCACACAUCAGGCUCGGUCUCCGACACGCAGGUGGUAGCGGCAUACGAGGAGAAAAGGGAGGGUGUGGUGGAUCCGUUGCCCAACACCACUACUGGUCGUGACGGAUGUACUGUGGAGCCUCAUUGGCCUUACACUCUGCGCAGCGAUUGUCGUCGCUUUGAGCGUUACCAAGCCAAGGGUUUCCACUAUCGUACACGUGACGAGGACGAGCACAAAGAGAAGGCUACUCGAUUGAGGCCCUCCACGUCGGACUCGGAGUUGUGUAACGAGAGCCGACGAGACCUCAUCCGAAAACGGGAUACCAGGUUUAAACUAGUCGCGAUGCCCGAUACCGCCAAGGAUGACCACGUUUUCAAGCUGUUCAUGGAGAAGUGGCUAAAGAGUGCCCUCAGGAUCACGCCCACGGUGAUGCCCAUCAAGCUCUCCUAUAAUGACAGCCCGUUGAAAGACGGUUCCGACCUUAGCAUCAGCGGCUGGGGCAGCCUUUCUGCUAGUGCUGGAAGCGUCUCCGCCAAUCUACAGGGUGCUACUGUUAAUUACUUGCCCAACGGAUGCGGGAGGUACAAGAAGCCAGAUUACUCGGACUACGUGCCAAGCGUGAUGAUCUGUGCAGGCUGCAACGCGGGUAGGGUUGACACAUGUCAGGGCGACAGCGGCGGUCCUUUGACGACUCUCUCCGUCUCCAAGGGUUGCCCCAUCCUUGCUGGACUCACCAGCUUCGGCGAGGGCUGCGCUCAGGCCGGUUUCCCUGGCGUGUACACGAGAUUGAGCUCCCAAGUGUCCUGGCUGGAGAAACAGGCGGGGAGAGUAUUCCGCAGCCAGUACGCAAUGGCCCCACCGUCUACCUGUGACACGUGUGCAGGCGCUACCAAAGGCAAAUGUGGCCUCGCUCCAGGGUUCGAUGCCAACGCUUGCCAGAUUGAGGGGUACCUUGCGUCCUCCUUUCUAGUCCAACUGAAGACCUGUUCCAAGUCCGCAACAGCCAAGUCUCUACCAAUCGAGGCCCUGUUCAACCCCUCGAGUUUUGGUACGUUCAAGCCCACCGGCUCAGUCUUCUUCCUCAGGUCACGGUCUGAGGGGUCCAGUACUGUCAACCUGGGGGGGGUUAACGUAAAUGUACCCCUUAGCGGCCCCGUGGAGUUCAGAAAUGGCACCUUUUACAAGAGUUACUGGCGUAUGCUCUGGCUGCCUGACGCUGCUGCACCCACUAGGACUUGCAGCAAUUACUACACCUAUGCAGCGGCGUACAUAUCAUCCGACAAGAAGUUCAUUCAAGUGAGCAGCACUGUGCGUUCGACCAGGAGUCCGUGAUGAUCCUGGUUCUCGUCCUCUCGUCCCAGUCGAGGUCCUGGCGGUGACCCUGGUCCACAGCUUGGUCCAGAUUGUCAGCGGACGAGCCAUUCAUUCGAGUGUCACUGAGAGCACCACUUUGCGUCUGACCAGCAGUCCAUGAUGAUCCUGGUCCGUCGAACACGCGUCCUAGUCGAGGUCCUCGCCCUGAUCCUGGUAUAGAGCGGUCGCCAUCCCCUGGUCCCAGUCCAGGUCAUGGCUGAUCCUGGUCCAAAGCGUGGUCUGGGUCGUCAGCGGGCAAGAAGUGCAUUCAAGUGAGAGAGAGAGAUCUACUGUGUGCCGGACCAGGAGCAUGUGUCUUGUCUGACUUUCCUGAGUUCAUACUCAUUUGCGUAAUCUGCACUGGAGUCUACCCGUGCUUUUGUGUAGCUCUGGAUUGUCCAUGUGUUUCAGGGCAUACUCACACUUUUUUUUUUUUUUUUUUUUUUUUACCUGCACCCCCUGCAGUGCUAGUGGCGCUGGUGAGAGCAGACACCACUAGCACCCGGGGAGGGCAUACUCACACUAGUAGGUCCUUUUUACUAAUUUCUGGAUGGAUAUGCAGCCAGAUACAUCCAGGUCCGGCCAUAAUUGGGGUCAGAUACAUACAGAAGAGUGGCAGACUAAGUGUGAGUAUGCCCUCAGCGUGAUGCAUCCUAAGACUAAG